This is a messenger RNA of Phyllopteryx taeniolatus (common seadragon), 3802 nucleotides long. RefSeq names its product tripartite motif containing 37 (gene trim37). Lineage: Eukaryota; Metazoa; Chordata; Actinopteri; Syngnathiformes; Syngnathidae. Gene Ontology annotation, biological process: negative regulation of centriole replication; protein autoubiquitination. Gene Ontology annotation, molecular function: zinc ion binding; ubiquitin protein ligase activity; tumor necrosis factor receptor binding. The transcript has 25 exons. The record is from RefSeq and is a predicted model, not a curated record. Gene Ontology annotation, cellular component: peroxisome; aggresome. Bases 242 to 3118 code for a protein of 958 amino acids.
UCCUUUCCCAGCACAUCUCCUUCCAUUCGGGGGCUAAACCGCGGCGGGCAGUCCUCGGUCCUCCAUCAUCGCAACAUUUUGUAAAGGUUUGGACGCCGGACGACGCCUGGUGCUUCCAUAAAACAAGACAAUGUAGCAUAUUUGUUUUUGCGGACGUCGUGUAACCGCUUGGGACUUAACGACGUUUUUGGUCACAUUUUGUUUACCCGGCGUCCUAGACAACCGACUCAAACUGGCGGAAAUGGACGAACAAAGCGUGGAGAGCAUCGCCGAGGUGUUCCGCUGCUUCAUCUGCAUGGAGAAGCUGAGGGACGCUCGCCUCUGCCCGCACUGCUCCAAGCUCUGCUGCUUCAGCUGCAUACGACGCUGGCUGACCGAGCAGAGAGCUCAGUGUCCGCACUGUCGGGCGCCACUCCAGCUGAGGGAGCUGGUAAACUGCCGCUGGGCCGAGGAAGUGACGCAACAGCUGGACACGCUGCAACUCUGCAGCCUCACCAAGCACGAGGACAACGACAAAGACAAAUGUGAGAACCACCACGAGAAGCUGAGCGUCUUCUGUUGGACGUGUAAGAAAUGCAUCUGCCACCAGUGCGCUCUGUGGGGCGGCAUGCACGGCGGGCACACCUUCAAGCCGCUGGUGGAGAUCUACGAGCAGCACGUGACCAAAGUGAAGGAGGAGGUGGCCAAGCUACGGCGACGCCUCAUGGAGCUCAUCAGCCUGGUGCAGGAAGUGGAAAGGAACGUGGAGGCCGUCCGGGGAGCGAAGGACGAGAGGGUGCGCGAGAUCCGGAACGCGGUGGAGAUGAUGAUCGCUCGUCUGGACAACCAGCUCAAGAACAAACUCAUCACGCUCAUGGAAACACUCUCCUCCUCGUCCUCCUCCUCCUCCUCCUCCUUCCUCCCCCGUCCGCCAUCAGGCCAGAAGACGUCCUUGACCCAGGAGACCGAGCUGCUGGAGUCUAUCCUGCAGGAGGUGGAGCAUCAGCUCCACUCAUGCAGUAAGAGCGAGCUGAUCUCCAAGAGUCCAGAGAUCCUGCUCAUGUUCCAGCAGGUCCACAGGAAGCCCAUGCAGUCCUUUGUCACCACACCGGUGCCACCCGACUUCACCAGCGAGCUGGUUCCGGCCUACGACUCGAGCACUUUUGUUUUGGUCAACUUCAGCACUUUGAGGCAGCGGGCCGACCCGGUCUACAGCCCUCCUCUCCAGAUAUCUGGACUCUGUUGGAGGCUCAAAGUCUACCCGGAUGGUAACGGUGUGGUUCGUGGAAACUACCUGUCUGUGUUCUUGGAGCUUUCUGCCGGACUCCCUGAAACGUCAAAGUACGAGUACCGCGUGGAGAUGGUCCACCAGACCUCUAGCGACCCGAGCAAGAACAUCAUCCGCGAGUUUGCCUCCGACUUCGAGGUGGGCGAGUGUUGGGGUUACAACCGCUUCUUCAGGCUGGACCUCCUGGCCAGCGAGGGCUACCUGAACAUGCAGACGGACACGCUGGUGCUCCGAUACCAGGUACGCUCGCCCACCUUCUUCCAGAAGUGCAGAGACCAGUACUGGUACAUCAGCCAGCUGGAAUCGGCUCAGAGCGGCUACAUCCAGCAGAUCAACAACCUCAAAGAGCGGUUAGCCAUCGAGCUGUUCCGCCACCGCUCGUCGCGCAGCUCCUCGCCCCCUGACCUGAGGCUGGCGGCGGGGAGCGCGACCUCCGAACGAGACCCUCGCACCGUCAAGAGCGACGGCGACAUUCAGACCACGCUGAGCGACGCCAAAAAGGCCGCCGACGACGACUACGAGCGAACCGUGCACGACGACUCUAACGAGCUGUCGGACGGUGACCUGGAGGUGGACUGUCUCACCGAGGAGGAGGCCAACCCGCUGGAUGGCAGCAGCACCUCGGGGAGCUCCACGGCCACCAGCAACACCGAGGAGAACGACAUCGAUGAAGAAACCAUGUCGGGCGAGAACGACGUGGACUUCAUUGGGAACCUGGACACCGAGGAAGGAGAGCUUCCCGAUGACUCGGAUGGAGCCUCUGGUGGUCCCAGCUCCUGUCUGCACUCAGCCCUCCGCAGCUCCGCAAUUGGCCGCGGUGCCAGCGGAGGAGGCGGAGCUUCCGCUGUCGGCGGCGGCGGCAGCCUCCUGGACCUCGACCCGGUCAUUCUGAUCCAGCUGCUAGAUCUGAAGGAGCAUAACAAUAUGGAGUCCCUGUGGGGUCUUCAGCCUCGCCCCCCGGUGUCCCUCCUCCACAGCCAAGCUGGCUUAUCCUCCAGGAAAGAACGAGAGCGCCGUCCACAGGUGGUGCGCCGCUCCGUCCCGGACUCGGCGGUCCUCAUCCGCCUGAAGGCGCAGAUGGCCGAGGUGCGCAGCAAGAUGUCCGACGUCAAGAGCCUGGUGCUGGAGCCCCACGCGGCCGGCGAUUCCAGGCCGGGACCGUCGGGGAUCUUCGGCGCCGAGGAAGUGGCCUCGCACCACGCCGACCCGGAGCCGGCGGACGGAUCCAAGCCCGGCGAGCUGUUGCUGCUCGGGAGGGCGGCCGCCGUUCGAUCGCGACAGUGUCGCACCGGAAGGAAAUCCCUGCAGUCCAUCCUGGAAAGCAGCAACCUCUCGGUGGGUCGGCAGAGGAGUGUGGAGCAUACGGAGAAAGACGCGAGAGGAGCGGACGCAGCCACGGAACUCGGCCUGCAUCUCAAAGAGGCCGCUGACGGAGGAGUCAAGGUGGCGGACAGUGCUCAGGUCUCAGCAGAGCAGGCCUCCUCCAAGCAGCAGCUCUAUGCGCCAUCAGGGUCCAGGGACGACAUCUUCUCCUUGGUGGGAUCCAGCUACAUGGCGGCUGGAAAGAACUGUGGCACUAGGACCCUGGGGGCAGCCAUGUUGGACUCUGAAUCGGAAAGCUCAGGAAACUCCCAUCAUUCCUUGCUAGAGGGACCCUCUUCACAGCUGCAGCCCAGUGAAGGCCAGUAUGCCUCAGACCCAGCACCAUCCAUCCUGGCGGCUGCGGCAGCGACGAGCAGCGAGAGCGACACCGAGGACGAGGACGCGCUGCACAGCACCAACUCUCGCUAUGACAACCAGACUCCGCCCUGCACAGGCGAGUCGUUGUCCGAAGACAUGACUGACAGGUGAGGGGACCCCGCCCCGCCCCUCAAAACUGAAACUGCCUCUUAUAUCCACAAACAUUUCUAAGGCUAUUUUCCACAAUUGCCAACGUAGAACAGUAAAUAUUGUUCCACUCGACUGCAUGAUUUCAAUGAACGCUGAGGAAAGUCAACAUUCCUUCCCCCCCCCCCCCCCCCAUUCAUCACGUUAAAGGUCUUUAAUACAAAACGUCAUAUCAUAUCCGAGAACAUCGUUGCCAUAAAAACUGUCUUCCAUUGCAUCAACAAGCUUAACAAAAUUUGUUGACAUUUCUCAUUUUGUUGCUUUUUGCUGCUCUGAAACGGCCGCCGGAGGGAAAAUGAAGAGUUGAACAACAUUUGGGCUGCUUAAAACAAACAAACAAAAAAAACCCUUUUUCCGCACUUUACAAGCGUCCAAUCCCUUUUCUGCACUGAGCCAUAUUUGAUUCUUUAAAGACCUUUUCCUCACAUAGGACCAAGUGGUGAGAAUGUGUCGUAAGCGGUACGUGUGCACACUAUUCAAAAGUUCUCUCAAUUCAGUGGUUUUUGUUUGUACCUGAGCCAAGUGAACAAUGACAUCCCCUUAAACUAAAAAAUGUUGUUGUUUUGAAUGUUUCCACAAUGCACUGAUCCUUGUUUGACAUGUACCUUUUUGUUUUUCCACGUAAUAAAAGUCAUGUUUUAUCAUCAA